AUGAAGCUUCUCAACAACGACAUCCUCGCCAGCACUCUGCUAUUGCUCGCCGCUGUUGGCGAUGUCUCAGCCCAGUGUGCCCUCCCCACAAGCUACCGCUGGACAUCAAGCGGUCCUCUGGCCCAGCCCAAGUCCCCCUUCAAGAACCUGAAGGAUUUCACCGUCGCUCCCUACAACGGCCAGCAGCUCGUCUACGCUUCUGCCUUCAGCAACGCCUGGAAGUCAGUUGGCUUCAGCCCCGUCUCCGACCUCAGCCAGCUCGGCUCUGCUACUCAGACUGAGAUGUCCGGCAGCGCUGUCGCUCCCACCCUCUUCUACUUCAGGCCCAAGGGUAUCUGGAUCUUGGCUCACCAGUGGGGUGCCACAAAGUUCUCUUACAAAACUUCCAACAACCCCACCAACGCCAACGGCUGGUCGCAGUCCCAGCCUCUCUUCACCGGCAACAUCGCCGAAUCUGGCACUGGCCCCAUCGACCAGACUCUCAUCGGUGACAGCAAGAACAUGUACCUGUUCUUCGCUGGAGACAACGGCAAGAUCUACCGUGCCAGCAUGCCCAUCGGCAACUUCCCUGGCAGCUUCGGCUCCAACGCCCAGAUCAUCAUGAGCGACACCAGUGACAACCUCUUCGAGGCCGUCCAGGUCUACUCUAUCAAGGGACAGAACAAGUACCUCAUGCUUGUUGAGGCCAAGGGCAGGAACGGCCGCUACUUCCGUUCUUUCACCGCCAACAGCCUCGACGGCAACUGGACCCCCAACGCUGCCAGCGAGUCCAACCCCUUUGCCGGCAAGGCCAACUCUGGAGCCUCGUGGACCAACGACAUCAGCCACGGAGAGCUUGUCCGUGCCGCCAACGACGAGACCUUCCCCAUCGAUGCUUGCAACCUGAAGCUGCUGUACCAGGGCCGCAACCCCAGUGCUACAGCUCCUAAUUACGACAGCUGGCCUUACCGCCCCGGUCUGUUGACCCUCAAGAAGUAA
Molecule: messenger RNA, 978 nt
Organism: Fusarium pseudograminearum CS3096
Lineage: Eukaryota; Fungi; Ascomycota; Sordariomycetes; Hypocreales; Nectriaceae
Exons: 1
Coding region: 1-978 (325 amino acids)
Biological process (GO): L-arabinose metabolic process
Molecular function (GO): alpha-L-arabinofuranosidase activity
Source: RefSeq, a predicted model, not a curated record